Molecule: messenger RNA, 1320 nt
Organism: Cyprinus carpio (common carp)
Lineage: Eukaryota; Metazoa; Chordata; Actinopteri; Cypriniformes; Cyprinidae
Product: DNA polymerase lambda-like
Biological process (GO): double-strand break repair via nonhomologous end joining
Cellular component (GO): nucleus
Molecular function (GO): DNA binding; DNA-directed DNA polymerase activity
Source: RefSeq, a predicted model, not a curated record
AUGGGGCGUGUCGAAACGAGACUUGCUGCCUUGGACUCCCCCAAUCACGUUUUAGUGGUUGUAUUUUGUUUGCUUUUUUUAGGGACAGUUUUCCAAGGAGUCACAAUAUAUAUAGUUCCAGCUGCUAUAGGGAAAGCCAGAUGUGAGAUAUUCCAUCGGCAGAUCACCCAGAAUGGAGGACAGGUAGUUUCCUCAAUCUCUCCCAGCUGCACACACAUUGUGGGUGAUAAUUGGGAUGAUUGUAACAAAGCCUUGAGACUUCUGAAAGUGGAAAGACUGCCCUCUGCUGUUAAUCUGGUCAGAUGCACUUGGUUGAGUGCCUGCAUCAGUGAGAAAAGUUUACUAGACCUUGAAGACUACAGCCUUCUUCCUCCUGAGAGUCCCACAGUUGCUCUCGUUGAGGGGUCAAACGGGACGGCAGUCUGCCCGGUUCCAGAUGUAGCAGCAGCACAGGAUCCUUUGAAAAUUAAAAAAAAUCCUCAAGAAAAUCUCUCAGAGACAGUGCCAGAGAUUCAGGAGGAGCAAUGUGAGGAAGAUGGUGUUUCUCAGAACGAUCUGGAGGCCUUGAUCAGCGGCGUUCACCCAUCUGAAAGCAACACUACUCAGAGUUUGGCAGAGAAUCCCGUUUUGUCUGGGAAGUGGGUCUGUUCCCAACCAUCCACAACUAAAGGGGAAAACCAUAACAAGCACAUUACUGACAAACUGGAGCCGCUAGCCAAAGCCUAUACACACACAGGUGAUAAAUGGAGAGCUCUGGGCUACUCUAAAGCAAUCAACGCCCUUAAGAGCUACCACAAGCCCAUCACUUCAUAUGAUGAAGCAUGUAAGAUCCCAGGCAUUGGUAAACGCAUGGCAGACAAGAUCAUGGAAAUCACAGAAAGUGGGCACUUGCGUAAACUGGAUCACAUUGGGGAGGAGGUGCCUGUUGUUAAAAUGUUCACUAAUAUCUGGGGACAAAUGUGGUAUCAUCAGGGAUUUUGCACAUUGGAGGAUAUUCGCACUAAGGCGGUUUUGAAUCACACUCUAAGGAUCGGACUAAAACACUACGAUGACCUUGAGCGGAUGCCGAGAAGUGAAGCGAAUGCCAGUGAAGCAGGCAGCUCACAGUUGGUGGUUGUGGCGUGUGGCUCGUACCGCAGGGGAAAGAGCACAUGUGCAGAUGUGGACAUUCUCACACCUGAUGGAGAAUCACACAAGGGUGUUUUCAGCAAAGUCUUGCACCUCCUCCAUCAGAGUGGUUUCCUGACAGAUGACCUUGUUAGCCAUGAGGUGAAUGGUGAACAGAAGAAGUACAUGCACUCUUAAGAAAAUUGGUUCUAA